AUGUCUUCCGCUGAAGGUGGAGGCCCUUCGCCUCACAGGCUAGGAGAGGACGACCAUGGUGUUAGUGACGCCGAGUCGGCGAGUUCCUACAUUGGGACUGGUGCUCCAGAUACACCACGAGAUGAGUCGGGAGCCCUCGCCUCCAACACAAUGCACAUUGCCGAGCUGCGUGACGGAGCAUCAGGACAAGAUACGCGCCCACAGCAAGCAGAUGAACACCCUACGUUGUUGGGGGAGACGCCCGCGGCACCUCCCCAACCAGAAACAGGCUCCGAGAGGGUCGCUACUCCACCAGUGUCUGGAGUUACUCUGAGAGAAGCCUUAGGAUACAACAGUGCAGGCGAAUUUGCCAAUGCUAUUGCACAAGCAUCUUCUUCCCGGCGACGCCCUAGGCCUCGAGCAUCGCGGUUCCCCGCCCGCGACAAUGCUUACGCUUCGCCGCAAGGCCGCAUCCGUUCUGGAGCUCCACCAACAUAUUUCGCGCCGCCAUCAUUGCCGCCUGGACAUUCCCAUAUCUCUCCUCCCCCAUCUGGAUUUGGUGAUAUGUUCGCCUUCGCCGGCCUUCGCAGACAACCACCACCAUUUGGUGACGGCCCUGUCGCACCAUCUUCGUUCGUAAUGAACGGACGAUUGAUGGCAACAACGAACCGACCCUUGCCGCCACCGCCGCAGAUUGCUGAGGAAGAUGAGUGUCCAAUAUGUCACCGUGAGCUACCCCGACGAAUUCUUUCCAACAGUGAGCAGCUUCGUGAGGACCAUAUCAACAACUGCAUCACGAUCCACAGCGCCUCCAGCUCGGGCCCAUUUGCACAUGGUGGCACUGGCGGACAUUCACAGUUUUCCCAAUCUUAUGCCAUUAGGAGGACCGGUCUGUUUCCAUACCUUGCGACGGAGAAGGACUGCGUCGACUCUGAGGAAUGCACCAUCUGCCUCGAAGAAUUUGAGGUUGGGGUGCCUAUGGCCCGCUUGGAGUGCAUGUGCAGGUUCCAUCGAAGCUGCAUUGACAGGUGGUUUGUUAACCACCCAGGCCGGUGUCCUGUGCACCAGCACGACAGUCCCGGCUUUUAG
This is a messenger RNA of Anthostomella pinea, 1068 nucleotides long. The record is from the annotation of a GenBank genome assembly. NCBI's taxonomy places the organism in Eukaryota, Fungi, Ascomycota, Sordariomycetes, Xylariales, Xylariaceae.